AUGACAGCCGCCCGCAACCCAUCUCUAUCAAGUCCAUUGUCUACGAGCAUAUUCCAGUAUCUGCAUACAAGCGGCCGCUCAAUCUUUGUACGGUGUAGCUCAUGCAACUGAUAUCAUUCAAAAAUGAUCGGCAGCUACGCUUCAUCCUCGGCCGCAGCAGCAGCAGCGAAUGCUCACGCUUGUGCCCGUCGAUCAUCAUCGAAUCACACAACCGCAAGCACUACAGCCAGCAGAGCAGCACACCUCUCCUUCCGUACGCUCAUUCCCUGGGUGCACGAUCCGCCAAAUUUUUCCACCAGCGAUGUCGUCCUCAAUCCAGAAUACGAUCUCGGGGGCGGGAUCGGCGAGAACGACCUGCUUGAACUUCGUCCGAGGGAUCCUAGCCGUGUGAAAUUCCCGGAUCAUGCAGGGGCUGGUCCGGGUACAGGCGGUACUGCUGCACGAGACGACAGCCGGCGGGAUGAUGACGAGCGGGUGGCGAAGAAGCGAAAGAAAUCGCAUCCCAAAGCGUUCCUUUUCAGACUCAACCAUGCCGUUGCUGAUACCGAUGCCAUUGUCAAGCAUCCGCAGCUACAGAUAUCUGUAUCACGGGCCGUUGCCACUGCUUUUGGUUUCCAGAGUCGCGUCGAAGUGGUCCUGUCCAAAGUUCCCCUUGAGCCUCAUGUCAUCUCGCAUGUCGAGCUCGAUUUCCGUGACCAGUAUGUCGGCCGGGCAGACAUGUGGCGCAUCGCUUUGAUGCUUGAAGAUACUUGCGUCUACGUGGGGCAAAGGAUCACUCUUGCCGGCUCGGUGCGCGCGACGAUCGGUCGCAUCUUUGUUCGCGAGAAAAAAGUGACAUCAGGUUACGUCUCUGCAGCAACCAAGACGAUCUUCCGGUCCGAGUCAGCCAAGUGCAAUAUCUUCAUCCAGAUGGCGAAAGAGAUGUGGGAAUUCGACGAGGAUGGGGAACUUUACUAUGAGAAGGCGGUCCAGGGUUUCAUUCCGGAGCUCGUGCGACGGUGGAAGGACGUACCGACAAACCAUGUCUGCAGCGUCAUUCUUUUCGCCCGAGUGCAUUACGAAGACUCGGAACUGCACAUGCUGGAAGGCUGGCCAAUGCGGCGAGAUCCUCAAGGGCGUUCGUACGUCGAUUACUACAAAGUCGUUGUCGAUCUCGAGAAUAACGUUGAUUGGAAUGAGGUCAUGGAGAUCCUCAAGGAGGAGUUCUUCCGCUUUCAGCAUGACAUUUUGCUCGUUCGGAGACCCGUCGCUGGCCCCUCGGCGCCUGAAGAAGAGACACACGCCGAACUCAUCCGCGACCGCAAUUUGGUCGCCGGCCGUCUAUCGUACUCGCACGAGGGCAACAUUCUCGAAGCGAUCAAUCUGGCCCUCAACCCAUUCGAUGAGCACUACAUUGACCGGGAUCUGAAUCGCACCGGCCUGAGUAUCGCGGUCGUCACUGCCGGCACGGGGCGUUUUGAGGUUGACAAGAAUUUACUGCGGGUCACGACGGAGCGCAUGAUAGAAAAUGGAAUCGGCCUCGACCUUGUAUGCCUCACCAAGAUGCCGUUGCACUCGGUUCCGCUUUUCCACUUCAAGAGUCAUGUCCCAGAGCCACCGAACGCUGGGGCUGCUGAUUCAACAGCCUCUUCGUUCGGUCGUUCGGCGGCACAGAAAACUAAGCGAGGAACAGCACCAGUUACCCCCGCUUCAUCGUCUAUCGCUCCUGAUCCACUUUACUUUGAUGACCCGAGCAGGGCUGCAGAAGAAGAGGUUUCAUUCUACGCGAUGCCUCAUUGGAUCGAUUGCUCGUUCUAUAACUUGCAGCAGGACAAGCCUUUCCGCGCCGACAGAUUCGUACCCCGCUGCAAGAUGUAUGACAUUCAGAUGAUGGGUAUCAUGGAGAACCAGAUCUCCGACAUUAGUAUCCCUUACCUCGACAUGCGGACGGUUCGUACGGGAGUGACAGGGACGACGGCAGGUAACAGUGGCAAGGAGUCAAGCUCCUUCUUCAUCCUUGUCAACAGCGUACCCUCAUGCGAACCGUCGAUGCAGUCGAUCGGCUUAAGCAAUUUGAUGGGCGACCGGGGCUAUUCAGCAGAUCCCACAUAUUUUGAUGGCCUCUCACCCAAAGAGCAACGAAGGCGAGCACGCGAGCAGUUUGACCGAUCUAUGCUUGCCGACGUACCCCCUGCGCCCUCAUCUCUUGCCGCCCGCAUGCUGCCCCGACCUUCGAGAACUCAGCUGAAAUAUUCCGAGCACGCCGGAGCGGCCAAAUCACUUUCCUCCGAGCACGACAAAGCCGAUUCAAAAGCAGCGGGCUCAAGUUUCCAGCACGGACCGAUGAGAAAUCCUCUCUCGCCGCAGCGGCCAUCCUUGCACGAGACCAGAUCCAAGUCGAGCAUCCGCGGAUCACAGCUUGCGCAAGGGUCUCAGAGCUCCUCCUUGCGGUCACGCGACAAUGACAGCAUACCUCCUUCCCCGGCAGUUAGAGCCAAGCAACGGUUUUCUUACGCUGACACUUCGUCCGAGUACGAUGACACUGAUGCAGCAUCAACAGCGGCGGUACGAAAGGUUUCUUGGCCGACUUCACGCGUCGGCUCCAUCAAGUCUCUCAACACGUUGAACCGCGGCAUUUCCCAGCUGGCACCACCUGGAAAAGCCCAUGCAUCACUCGCGACAGUCAAGGCGCAAGUGGAAGACGUAACUGCUGCGCAUAUAACCAGUCCGAGUCUCUCCAGUGGCGCAUCGAUUGACUCGAAAUCAAGAGGGACAACGGGACACGCACGCAAGGCAUCGAUCGACGGCAAGAGCCCUUAUCGCCUGUCUGCUCAGUGGAUUUGGACAUCUUUGCGUGGCAAGCCACAAUCAGCUGGUCUCGAACAGUCAAUUAGCGGCGGUAGCAAAGCAGGAGAUAGCCGUGAACGUGAUGCAACGCCCAUGUCAUCUGCAGCUGCCUCACGGCGCAUUCAGGAGAUGUUGGGCAGCACAUCCCGGUCCGCAUCUCCCGCUCGACCAUCUGCACCGCGGAUAGUGGCGUCCGGCGACUACGCUGAGGCGAAGCGAGCAAAAGAUGAAUCCUUUCAAGAAGGCGAGGGCUCUGACCAGCAUGUACCGAUUUCAAUCCCAACACAAGCCACGAGAAGUUCGCUGCAGUCAGACGUAUCUGUCGAAGCAAAGAUGAUGCACGAGGCCCAAGCUUACGAGCAACGUCUUGAAGACGAGGAGGCGCGAAUGCGAUAUGCGCAGAGGGCACUCAUCGAGAAGCAAACGGUGGUGAACCCGUCCAAUCCAAGCCGAGCCGUGCAGAAUAGCUCGACUCAGCUGCUGCGAUGGCAGCACCUGUUUCCACGACGUCUCAAUCGCCACGCCGUCAAAUGGCGCAGUAUGACCACCCCUGCUUGCCUACCCCUGACGACCUUGCACUUACCCUCUGCGGCUGAUCUCGCAUCCCAAUGGCAAGAGUACCCACACACCACGUCCGUCUCCUCCGAGACGCAGUCGUUCUUGCUGAAGAGAAUGUCAAGCACCCACCCGGCCCUCGCUGUCCUUCGCGAAAUGGUCUUUCAGCGACUGGCCCAGGGCUUUCAAUUCAUCGUGCCGGCUACUAAUCGUGGCACACUCGCCACUUUCUCGCAACGCCUUCUUGACCCUCGGCGCUUCAUGCUUCGACACCCGUCAGAAUCAUUCCAGCCGGGAAUCGUGUCCUCGGGCAAUCCGAUCUUCUUGACUUUGUCGAAUCAGAUCCACAGGAUCGCUUAUGAUCGAUCAAGCGGGGCGAUUAAUGUUAAGCGAUACUUGCGAAAGAUUACCUACGAUACCACGCCGCUUGACUAUCAAUGCUGCGUUUGGCCACGUCACUUGCCGGGCUACCAAAACACCGCCGCUCAAUUCAGCUAUCCCAGCUCGACAGAGUACAAUUGGACAUACCUCGACUCGCUUGUCUCUGGUUUUGUGGACGAGAAGUUCAUUGACCCGCUGCGAUAUUGGCGCACGCGAUUCGUUCUCGUGCCCACAGAAGGCCAUGCACCAAGCAUGCGAGCGCCAACUGGCGAGUACCUAAGCGAUGAGGAAGUCCGCCUACUGGGCACCGAUAAGCUGGCGGAUCUCUUCUAUCGGGCACGCUAUCGUAGGAGCUCGGACGACCAGCAGCCGCUCCGCUUCCUACCAACUUCGCUGGACCCGGCGCAGAGUGUACACGAUGAAGCAUUCAUAGAGCAACUGAAAGCGGUGAAUGCUGGCGUGCGCAAUGGGAGUGCAACGUCGCACGGCAAUUCAAAAACAUCUCGUCUCCUUAGCAAUACCCCGCUUGAAGACUUGGUUCAAGAAAUGCGAGCGGAGGGUGGCGUCAAGAUCGAGAAUCGUAUGUGGCACCGAGUGCUCUACCCAGACACAUUUGUUGGUGCAGAAUUCGUAACCUGGUUGUGCUGCACAUUUUCGGAUGUCAAGUCGCGAGAAGAGGCAGUCGAUUGGGGAAUCAAACUGCAAGAGGAUGACCUCUUUGAUCACGUCCGAGGCGCGCAUGGUUUCUUGGACGGACACUACUUUUAUUGCCUCAAAGGAAAGUACGCCGCAGGGAGGGAGAGCAAGGUGAAGCCGAAAUUGUUUAAGAAAGCGGGGAAUGGCGACAGCACCGUUCCAAAAGUGGUACAGACACCGCCAGCUCGUCGGAAGAAGAUCACAAUGAGUAGAUCAACGAUUAUUGACUUAGAUCCUGGUCGCAAGAGCGAUCGGGCCGAAGUCGCGAUCUUGCAUCACGACAUCGCGCACAAUCCUGCAAACGGUUUCAACUUCCAGAUCCACUGGAUGGGAACGACAUCGCGCUUCAUCGAGGAUCUCGUGCAAAAUUGGACGCGAGCGGUGGAACGUUACGGUCUUCGCUUAAUUGAAGCACCCAUCGGUCAGAUCAAAGAUGUGUCCCUGCACAACCCGUUUCAAGCUCCAAUCCAGAUUCCUUUGGCGCUUCCACCCCCGCCGCUACACACAUAUGCGCAUCGCCUUCCGGGACACACGUUGCCGCAGCAAUACUUCGAGUUCAUCCUGCUCAGGAUUUUCGGCUUCAUCCUCGACCAGGAGGCUAGCAGCCGCUACCCGCAAGACAUUACGAUCACAUAUUCUUCGCGGCCAUCCAACUUUGAUCACUCUCAAUUCGUCCAUCGGUCCGGUGUGGCUUUCGUUCAAGUGCUUGGCUCCUCUCAGGGCUUUCUCUGGCUCAACAAUCGGCUCUACACGUCGCAUGCGGCUUCCAUUUCUGGACGCUACCAGUCCAGCAAGAGGGAGCAGACGCAGAAUCAACUCGAUGCAGAGGCGCUGCGCGUAAAAUUUGAGGGUUUCUGCAGGAAUGCAGAGGCUCUGGAAGAGUUCUACCGCCACCUGCUUGUGGCCAUCUUCCAAGAAAGUGAGCCAGUCCCAGACAAUGCCCCUGUGCAGGGCUGAAUGAAAAGAUGCAACGAUGUACUUUCGGUGGAACCAUAGAGAUUGUUGCGACAGUUCAG
This is a messenger RNA of Tilletiaria anomala UBC 951, 5474 nucleotides long. RefSeq lists its product as uncharacterized. NCBI's taxonomy places the organism in Eukaryota, Fungi, Basidiomycota, Exobasidiomycetes, Georgefischeriales, Tilletiariaceae. Gene Ontology annotation, cellular component: GATOR1 complex. Gene Ontology annotation, biological process: positive regulation of autophagy; negative regulation of TORC1 signaling; intracellular signal transduction. Gene Ontology annotation, molecular function: GTPase activator activity. The coding region runs from base 124 to 5415 and encodes 1763 amino acids. The transcript is spliced from 5 exons. The record is from RefSeq and is a predicted model, not a curated record.